Molecule: messenger RNA, 3962 nt
Organism: Zingiber officinale
Lineage: Eukaryota; Viridiplantae; Streptophyta; Magnoliopsida; Zingiberales; Zingiberaceae
Exons: 4
Coding region: 150-3947 (1265 amino acids)
Cellular component (GO): membrane
Source: RefSeq, a predicted model, not a curated record
ACCACUGAAGUCUCCCUCCUUCGCCACCUUCUCGUCUUCCUCGCCCUCUCUCUCUCUCUCUCUCUCUCUCUCUCUCUCUUUCUCCCUCUCUCCAUCCAUCGCCGGCGAUCCAGACCGACCGGACGGCGACGCAUGUUUCUCUUUGCUGCAUGAUGCUUUCCUGCGCUGUUCACAUCCGCUCCCUCUUCCGGGGAUCUUUGAGGCCGCGAAGCAGGCCUUUUCCAGUUCUUCGAUGGUUGUCGCUGGUGUUUGGCGUUUUGAUUGUGCUCGUGACAUCAUGUGUGGGCGCUUACAACUCCUGCGCGGAUGAUUCGGUGCGGGGUGCUUGCGUGGGGGCUGCUUCUUUCGGAUUUCCUGCGACCCUAGUCGGUUUAGGGCCUCCAGAGGAUGAUAGCUGCCAGGACCCUGAUUAUGGAGCUCAGGUUGGCGCCACGAUCUCGAAGUGGCGGCCUGGUGGCCUGGCGGCAUUCAGAUCAUCUAACGGAAGAGUCGUUUCCUGUUCUUUGGUGGAUUCCAUGAGCGGGGUUGAUGAUUGGCUAAGUGCCGGAGGAAAGAGUAGCGACAUGGUAGACUCCACGUCAUGUAUGGCGCCUCUUCUUGCUGAUGUUUGGAUGAGCACUUCAAGUGGGAAUACCAGUGAGCUUCAUGACCAUUCUAAACAUGUUGAUUCAGGCCUUCAUGAUGGCUCUUCUAUGGAUGUGGAGAUAAUUCCUCAUUCUUUGGAUUGGGGAGAGAGAGCUUUGUAUACACCUUCAAUUGUUUCCUUGACUGUGAAGAAUCCUCAUAAAAAUAGAGUUUUACAUGUAUUUGAAAGCUAUAGUAGUAACCCUCAGUAUUUUUCUCAUGGUUUUCAAGAGCUGAUAGUGGCACCUGGUGGGUCUACCUCUAUUGCUUUUGUGUUCCUACCGAAAUGGUUGGGUUCAUCCUCAGCACAUUUAGUUUUGCAGACAAGUUCUGGGGGUUUCAUAAUCAAAGCUAGAGGGAUAGCUGUUGAAUCCCCAUACAAAAUAGAGCCUUUAGUGGGCAUUAGUGCUCCUAAUAAUAGAAAGUUGGUUUGGGACUUUUCUUUGCACAAUCCUUUUAACGAUGUGCUUUAUGUUGAAGAAGUGAGCACAUGGUUGUCCUUGCCUAGUCAGACAAAUCAAUCUCUACAUUUUAUUUGUCGUAUGGAUGAAUCCCAGCAACUGUCAAGUGGGCUUGAUUACCUUUUAGCUGACAAAGAAUGGUUCAGACUGGAAAGUAAUACAUCAGAAAUGAGAUGGUUAGACAUUAGGCCGAACAAGCAAUGGGAAGUAGCUCCUAACAAGGCUGAGUCAGUUCUACUAAUGCAAUUGUGGCCUUAUAAUGAAGGAAAGGUUCUUGGAGGUACCUGUUUAAAGCUGCGCAAUUCCAGACUAGAUAAAACUGCCACAGUUGUUCUCCCCCUUGAGCUAGAAAUCCACGGUAAGACGAAUUAUAGUGAUGGAAGUGGUUUAAUUACCUUAGAUAUUGAGGCUUUUGAGCCCCUCGAUGUGAUGGAGGCAGUUGUUAUAAUUUCGUUAACAAACCAUGGAGCAGAUCUACUUAGAUUGGUUAGUAUUGAGCUUACAGAUGGUUUAGAUCUGUUCACAGUCAGAUACAAGGAAGGUUUUUUACUUUUUCCUGGGGCUGUUGCGAAAAUAGGUUCGGUUAGUUACUCAAGAACCUUUUUGUCCAUGGAGAUUGAGCCUGAGAUUCCCAGUGAUUGUAAACUUUCAAUAGCGACGAAUAAUUCUGACAGUUCUGUAAUGGAAAUUUCAUGCCUUGACUUGAUAUAUGCCAGUUCUUUUAGUGAACAAGGCUCUGGUAUUGUUGCAUCAAAAGCAUCAUAUAUUAGUUGGUCAUCACAGAGUGAGGAGGAAAAACAUACAAACUCAAGGACAGGAUCCUUAAAAGGCAUUGCUAAUGCAUCAGCUCCUGCUGAGUCAAAGUUAUUGAAAACAUUUGAAGUGGAUGAGCUAAUACUUAGCAAUUGGAUAUCUCAUGGUGCUGGAACUGACACUUCUGUCCUUGAAGAAUGCAAAAUGUUCUUUCCUGUGGUCCUAGUUGGAACACAUUUCUUUAAGUGGAUCUCUGUACACAAUCCUAGCCAACAGCCUGUUGUAAUGCAGCUUAUACUGAACUCAGCAGAGGUGAUUGAUCAUUGCAAAACUGAUGAACCAUAUGAGUAUACCUUCUCUAGUAGGUUUACCGAGAUCAACUUUCCAAAGUCAAGAAUUGGAUUCUCCCUAUCAGAUUCAGCAGUGACAGAGGCCUUGCUUCAUCCUUCUCAAACUGUGAUGUUUGGGCCAAUUAUCUUUCGACCUGCAAAUCGAUGUAUGUGGCGAAGCUCAGGUUUGAUACGGAAUAAUCUUUCUGGUGUGGAAUGGUUUCCUAUUCAAGCAUUCGGAGGGUCAUAUUCUCUCACCCUUCUGGAGGAUGGUGAACCUGUCUGGAAGCUUGAAUUUGACAAUCAUUUACCACUAAACAUGUCAUCUGCAAAUUUUAUAACAAGCCUCAAAAACACCAGUUCCUUAUGCAGCUAUCGAAUUUCCAAGGAGAUAUAUGUCAAAAAUAUUGGUGAUCUUCUUCUUCAGGUGAAGAAACUUAGUAUCUCAGGAACUGAAUGUAGUUUGGAUGGGUUUACCAUUCAUGAAUGUGAACAUUUUACUCUGGAACCAGGGGAAUCAGUAAGGCUUGUAAUUUCAUACAAUGCUGAUUUCUCUACGCAUGUUGUUCAGAGGGAUCUUGAGCUAGCAUUAAGUACUGGCAUCUUUGUAAUACCUAUGAAAGCAAGCCUUCCAUUUGAUAUGUUCAGCCAGUGUAGGCAAACACUUAUCCAACCACUGCAAUGGAAACUCUCUCUUUUUAUAUUUGCUUCUGUUUCUGCCCUUGUGAUAUUGUUGGCAAGUAAAAAACCACACUCCUUUUUCGUGGCUACUGAAGAUUGUUAUGAGAAUUCUGAUCGAACAGUGAGUAAGGCUGGAAAAAAUUGCAGUCAUCAUAAUGCAAAACUCUCCAGGUCAUCUAGCGAAGGUGAGAACUCUAAGGUUAAAUUUGUGGACAGAUAUCGUGUUUGUGAAAAUGUUACGCUUAACCACCCCAGAAUGAUACAAGGGAAGCAAGAUUUUAAUUAUCAAAAAGAAGUCCCAAUCUCGUGUCCAACUAACCAUGUCAAAAGUCUUGAUCAAUUCAGUAUGAUAGAAACUCCACAACGCGGUAGUCUGACUAUUAAAGUUAUUAGGGAGAAAGGAAGAAGAAGAAAGAGAAGAGCUACUGGAGCUGGAUUAGCAGCGCAACUUGAAGUUUCUAGCAGUCAGAGUGGGAACUCCACGUCAUCGUCACCUGUAUCCUCGAAUGCUUCUACUCCAAAGAAAGCAUGGUCUGUUUCUCCACGAAGUGAUCUUCCAUAUACUGGUUUAUCUUUGGAACAAAGGCACUAUAAGAUGCAUGAUUCAGAAAUUACUAUACCGGGGAGAGUAUUGGAAUCUGAUAAGCAAUGCAAAAUGGUCGGUGUAGUGCCUACUCAAAGGCAGUCUCCUGCAAAUCCGAAAUCGCCUAGACACCCAGCUGCACCUAAUGUGAAUUUUCCAGAAUAUGGUUUCACUCGUCACCAUAUUGGUUCUUCAAGUGUUUUAGCCCCAUGUUCACCAAUUGCACCUCCUGCUCGUGCUCCAGGACAGAAUAGCAAGGAUAAAUGCAUGAAAGAGGAGGAAAGUCAUGGGAUCAAAAAAGAACAUACUUAUGACAUAUGGGGAAAUCAUUUAUCAGAUAAUUUCUUGGUUAGGCGAAAGGAGUUAGCUAUCAAUGCUGAUGCUUCGGAAGAUGACUCACAAAGUUUCUUCGCAAGUGAUCCUCAGUCCCUAGUGAUGAUGUCAUCAGCAUGGUCUGUUUCUCCUGGGCAAAGUUUGCCCUCUGAUAAUGUAACCUAUCACGUUCCAAUGAAUUAGAAACUUUUCCCUACA